This is a messenger RNA of Micromonas commoda, 660 nucleotides long. RefSeq lists its product with no specific name. NCBI's taxonomy places the organism in Eukaryota, Viridiplantae, Chlorophyta, Mamiellophyceae, Mamiellales, Mamiellaceae. The record is from RefSeq and is a predicted model, not a curated record. The coding region runs from base 1 to 660 and encodes 219 amino acids. The transcript has a single exon.
AUGGCGUCGUCCCCAUCCUCCUCCGGGCUCGUCACCGACACCUUCUUCCUCGACGACUUCGCCAUGCGCCAGUGGGACGACCCGAACUACGGCGGCACCAAGAUCGACUUCGACAAGGCGGCGUUCGUCGCGCGGGUGCACGACGCGCACAAGUCGGGCGAGGCCCCGCUCGUGGACGGGUACGCGCCCUUCUGCAAGCACGUCUUCGUGCGCAACUUCGUCCCGGGCACCAAGGUUGGCGCCGUCGAGAUCACCCCCGACAACGAGCACCUCCUCCGCAGCGGCUACAGCGCCAGGUCCGACGCGGAGCUCCCGGUGUUGACGCGGUGGUUCCCGCAGGAGAAGAUCGACGUUCCGGACGCCACGUGGCUCGACGUCAUCCUGUACUCGCGAGAGCAGUUGGAACUGGAACGAGCGGCUGUGCCGUCGAAGCAAUCGCGCCCGCCGCUGCCGGACGCGCCGUGGGGAAUCAUCUCGGUCAAGGGCCAGACCGUGGACUACGAGUGCCCGAUGACGCCCAUCACGAUCAUGAGGAACGCGCUGGGCAAGGAAGAGGGCGGGAGCGGGGUGCCGAUUGAUCGCGAGGCGUACGCUAAGAGCGUCGAGUACCACCGGAGACACGCGCCGCUCGUGAAGGGGGACUCGCCCAACGGGGAGUGA